CCUUCUAAAGUAAACGUAACUGUUGCUGAACUAUCAGCCUCGAAAGACAUACCGGCAGACUAGCAGUCCACUGCCGACGACCACCGAACGACGCGCGGUAAACAUAAAUGAUUUCCGUAAACAUGUGACAUGUGCGUGUGUAAAUUUUGCCGUUUUUUUCUUAAAAAUUAUAACCGAGUUUUGUUUUAUUUUUGCCCUAUUUAGAAAAUAAGGAAUUUAACUUUAUACAUAUCAUAGUAGUUUAUGAGGUUCUCGAGGAUGAACCUACCAGUCGUUUCCUUAUUUAUACUGAUAUUAGCUAUCACUUGUUCUACUCAUAUUAAUGGUUGUCAAUUCUACCCAAUUAACGAACACUUUCGGUUUGUUCGUUUACCAGAAAAUUUACCGGUUGGAUCAGAAGUGUUACAAGUUGAAGUGUACCCAAGACGAAGCCUUAGUUUACAGCCAGUAGAUAAUAAUGACGAUGUAUCCUAUUUUAAAUUUCGUACAAUUAAUAGAACUACGAUAUCAUUAAGAUUGGCAAAAUCGUUGGAUGACUUAGUAGAUCGUCCAAAACCAGUAGACAAAAUCAAAGUAAAACUUGUGUGUGGGGUCGAUGAUGAUUCAUCUAAUGCUUCAAUAAUGAUAACUGUACAAAUAGAUGAUAUAAAUGAUAAUAACCCAUUCUUCAUCGGUGUACCUUACAGCGCUGAGAUUUCUGAAUCUAUACCUAUUGGCACUACUGUAGUAAAAAAUAUAAGAGCUUUAGAUGCAGACAAGCCAUUUACUCCUAACUCGGAUGUUCGUUACUUAAUCGCAGCUUCAAAAUAUCAAGCUAAAUUUUCUUUAGUGAUGGAUGCUGAUGGGUCAGCUUCAAUCAUACUAAAAGAACCAUUAAGCUAUGAUAGUGGAGAUGAACAGUUUUUAUUAGAUAUUUAUGCCAAAGAUGAAGGGAUACCGCCGAAAAAUACUAGUACAACAGUAGAUGUUAGAAUUAAACGUGAUGAAUCAAGGAUGUUAAAAUUUACUAGUGAAGUAUAUCAUGGUCAGUUCAAAGAACAUUUUCCAAUUACGGGUAAAAGAAUCAUUCAAGAGAUAUUAUUUAAUCCGUCAAUACAAGCAUAUUAUGGUAAUCAUGCAUUGAUUUCUACUGUAAGAUACGCUCUAGUAUCUGAUUUUGAUGAUGACAUAUUUCACAUUGACCCGAUGAGUGGUAAAAUAUACCUUAACAAAGAAAUUGACGCUGACCUAUUACCAUCAAAUAUAUUUUUACUAAAGAUACAAGCUGUGGACAUUAACAACCCCUCGAAGAAAGCAUAUGCUGAAGUAGAAAUCGAAGUUACUGACGUUAAUGAUAAUCAACCAAAAUUUGAAUUAGACGCAUAUAAUGUGAGUUUGUAUGAACAUGUUCCCAAUGGAUAUAACGUAAUUAGAGUAGUAGCUACCGAUCUCGAUCAAGGAGAUAAUGGAGAAUUUGUUUAUCAUUUGGUCGAUCCCAGUCAAGCAUUUACAAUUGAUGGAAAGACGGGAUGGAUAAGUGUUCGUAAUCAUACAAAGUUGGACCGUGAACAAAAAUCUAGCUUCUCCCUUCGUGUAUACGCUAGAGAAAAAAUACCUUUUGUUAUGCAACAAAAAGAAAAUAGUGAUGCAUUUGUUAGUGUGGAAGUGACACUUCUUGACAUAAAUGAUAAUAGUCCAGUUUUUGUCCCAAAGAAUCAAUAUUCUUUUACUUCCCGAGCAAAUAAUCCAGCAAAAGUCACAAUUGGAAAGGUUCAAGCUAUUGAUCCGGACGAUGGGGUGAAUGGCCGUAUAGUUUAUAGAAUUCCAUAUAUUGCAAAUAACGAUUCAGAUAUAUUUGCUAUAAAUUCAGAUACUGGAGAAGUUUUCUCCAAUGUCUCUCCAUUAAUACCUGGAAAACAUACGGUAAUAGUAAAUGCGUCAGAUCAACCAAUAGAUCCAAGUGAAACAAGAUAUGCUUUAGCUGUGGUUACUGUUACUAUUUUGGAAGAAGAAAUUACUAAUCCUGAUUUUGUUAAUGCACCAUACGAGUUUUGGGUUGGCAGUGAUGUGCCUGUUGGUACUAGCGUUGGUCAAAUAAGAACUCUUUCUGAUAAUUCUCAAAUAGACUAUGACUUAUUACAUACAUACAAAGAAGGAGUGCCAUUUGCUGUAGAAGAAAAAAGUGGAACCAUAUCAGUAGUAGACGCUAUAUCCAAUUUUGAAAGAACCGAUUACAAGUUUGAAGCUGUAGCUACAGAUCAUAAACACAUGACAAUUACUACCAAUGUCACAAUUCACAUAGUUUAUUCAGAUUCCAGCCAAACCCUCACCAAAACUGUAGACCCCAUAAAUAUAGUCUUUAAAGUCCGAGAAAAUUUACCAGGAAUAGCUGUAGGACGACUUUGGAGUGCCGAUUUAUCAAAUUCAUCGAUAUUAUCUAAGCCUAAAUUUAUAGUUGCUGAUCCGGAUGACGGGGAGUUGUUUACCGUGUCAGAAGAAGGAGUAUUAUACACAAAAUCUGGCCUAGAUAGGGAAACAAAAGAAAAUUAUAAGCUCACUGUCAUAGCAGACCGAAAAACUAAAACUGGUAUACACCAUGCCACAAUAUUCCAAGUUCGAGUUAUAGUUGAUGAUGAAAAUGAUUGCGCACCCGAAUUUCAAAAAUCUAAUUACGAGGGUUCAGUGUUAGAAAAUAGUCCAAUUGGUACUUCUGUUUCAUUAAAUGUUCCAGUGAAAGUUUCAGAUCGAGAUUUCGGAGCAAAUUCUAUAUACUCAUUGAUCUUACAAGGACAAGGUCAUGAAAUGUUUUCUAUUAAUAAAGAUUCAGGGUCAGUUUUUAUUUCAAAAAGUAUUCUUGAUAGAGAACUUAAAAAUAUUUAUAAUUUAAAAAUUGUGGCUACGGAUAGAGGUAAUUUGUCUUCAGAGGCAAAUCUCACUAUACAUGUAACUGACGUUAAUGAUAAUGUUCCUUCGAUCUCCCGUAUUAAUGUAUACCCUAAUGAAAAACUUCAUAUUGCUGUUAAUCCCGCAUCAAAUAUUACUGUUACAAUGGGGGAGUAUAUUGUACCACAUCGUAUGGAAAAUUCAUCAGCUACACUAGCUGUAUGGUUACCGGAUACCAUACAACCUGGUUCACCUUUAUUAGCUGUUAAUGCUGAAGACUUUGAUUCUAAUGGUUCAACAAUUACUUACAAGUUAGCUAAAAGUGGAAUGGAAUUUGCCAUUCAUCCUAUUUCAGGCCAGCUCUCUGUAGUCAGUCAACUAAAAAUUGGAGAACAAGAGUUAAAUAUCACCGCAGAAGAUGAAGAUAGGUUACUAACUUGGGUUACAAUAGUAUUACAUGUUGAAGAAGAUCAUUUGUUUGAAAAAAAAAUUUUUGAAUUUUGGGUACCAGAGGGUUUUUAUAAACAUCAUGAAGUUGGUUGUUUAGCUAUAAAAGAAACUGCAGUAAUUUUCUCAAUAUCAGGAAGAAAUUAUCGAAAUCCAAAUUUUGAAGUUAGUAGUAGAGGUUGUUUGAUAGUGACCGGUGAAUUAGACAGAGAAACUAGAGACUCUUUUGAUUUACUACUAUCGGGAAAAAGAACAUCAGGUGGAACGCCAUCAACUGUAGAUAUAAUCGUUAAAGUUCUAGAUAUAAAUGAUAAUCCACCACAAUUUAGAAAUCAUCACAGAGUUAGAAAAUUGUCCGCCAAUGAAAUUGGACUUCAAGGAUUUGAGGGAGAUUUGACUGUGCCAGUAUAUGAAACCACGUUAGCUGAAGCUGGUUCGACGGGAACUGUUGUAACACGAAUUGUAGCAGAAGAUCCAGAUGGCAUAGAAGGAGGAAAUUCUGAAGUUGAGUAUAGUUUAUUUGGAUUUGGGGCACAAUAUUUUGACAUAGAUGUAAAAUCGGGAGUGGUAACUUUGAAGAACGCGCUUACUAGUGGAAUUUACAAUGUCACAGUAAUUGCGUAUGACUCGGGUACACCAAGAAAAGAUAAUGCUGCUCUUUUAAUUGUAAGUGUAGCUGAUAAGAAUUUAGAAACCGAAGAAUCAAUUUUUGAGAUUAGACAUUUUGAGUUGGAAGUUGAAGAAAAUUGCUUGGUGCCCUUGGAAAUUUUAAAACUUAAUGUAACUCCACGUUAUCGACGGUUUGCUUCUUCCAUCAUCUAUUCUAUCGUUCCUUCGGAGAAUAGUGAAAGUUUUGAAAUUGAUCCUAAACAUGGAAAUGUGUACAUCAUUGAAAGUCCAGACAGAGAAAUUACUCCGACGUUAACGGUUGUAAUACAAGUUGAAGUUACAACAAGAAAAGGAAAAUCUGCUUAUACAGGUUAUUCAUUAGUUCAAGAUUUAGCUCCAAAUGAAGCUCGUAUAGUAGUAAAAAUAUUAGAUCAAAAUGAUAAUUCUCCAGUGUUUAUUAACGGAACCAGACCAGUCAUUGCUGCUGUAACUCCAUCUACAAGCUUCGGUACACCAAUUGUAAAAGUUCAAGCAGAAGAUUUAGAUAUUGGAAUUAAUUCUGACAUACGCUAUGAACUCGUAGGUACUACAACAGAAAAUAAAUAUUUUUCAGUUGAUUCAUACUCUGGAAUUAUUCGUACCAUUAGUGGAUUAGGCAAAUACGUUAAUAAUUCUGUGUUAGGCUUUGAUGUUAGAGCAGUGGAUAAAAGUGGAGCACCUGAUGGCCGAUCAGCAAUAACUAAUGUUUUAAUUUAUGUAUUGGAUGACCGAAAAUUAGUCACUAUGGCUAUGGCAAUGCAACCUUCUUUAGUAGAAAAAUAUUCUGAACUUAUAACGAAUUCAGUGACUAAUAUUACGGGCUGUAUGAUUAAAAUUUGGAAAAUCGACUCUAAUUCAAAUAACAUAACUGAUGUUCUACUUUACGCUAUUGAUCCUAUUACAAAUGAACUAGCAGAUAGUGAUAUGUUAAUGAAUUUGAUGUUGGAUAACCAGGAUAAAAUUAAUUAUUUCCUUAAACCAUUACAUUUCCUUGGGUUUUCUCGGAUUCCCAAAAAACACGGAGAAGUUUCUGUAGAAAAUUCAUUCAGUCUUUAUACGACUUUUGAACUACUGACUGUAUUAUUCGGAUUUUUAAUUUUCAUGGGAGCUAUUGUAGGUGUAGCGUGUGUUUGUACAGGGCGUAGAAGAGAGAAAAAAAAAAAAAUAUUGUCGUAUGGUAAUUUUGGUUUUCACGAAGGAUAUCCGUUCACUUUAAGUGAUGGUAGCAUAGCUAGGCUUUCAACUUGUGAGCCUAGAUCAUUAAAUAAUCCAACAUCGUUUGUAGAAGGAUCAAUUUUAUACGGUGGAGCUGUUAUAAAUCCUAAAAAUCUUAGACGAGGUGUUCGAUGUAAUCAGACCAGAUCACUUGUACCAACAGAAUGCUCAAAUAUAAACCGGCGAUCUUUAUGUCAAUCAAAAAAAGAACCAGAAAAUUAUACCACUGACAUUUGUUCAUGUAGUAGUGCUACUGGUAGCACCGGUACUGCUAGUAUAACUAGAUCUUUUGUUUUAAAAUCCAAUGAAAAUUUUGAAGACUCAUUACGAUCCAUACCAGACAAUAGCUGCCACCGACGCCAUCAUUGUUGUAAUAUUGAUGAUUGUGACAACCCACCCGCAGAUAACAUUAAUAUUUGCAAAUGCCCUACGACACUUCUGUGAUUAACUGCUCAUAAAUACUCUUAUUGUUGUCUAUAUGUAUAAUAAUUUAUUUAAAGAAUUUUUAUAAAAAUAAAAAAUGUAUUUAUAUAAAA
Messenger RNA from Daktulosphaira vitifoliae (grape phylloxera), 5708 nucleotides. RefSeq names its product cadherin-89D (gene Cad89D). The coding region runs from base 244 to 5616 and encodes 1790 amino acids. Gene Ontology annotation, cellular component: plasma membrane. The transcript has 23 exons. Gene Ontology annotation, biological process: homophilic cell-cell adhesion. NCBI's taxonomy places the organism in Eukaryota, Metazoa, Arthropoda, Insecta, Hemiptera, Phylloxeridae. The record is from RefSeq and is a predicted model, not a curated record. Gene Ontology annotation, molecular function: calcium ion binding.